Messenger RNA from Megalopta genalis, 2847 nucleotides. Lineage: Eukaryota; Metazoa; Arthropoda; Insecta; Hymenoptera; Halictidae. The record is from RefSeq and is a predicted model, not a curated record.
UUCUUAUAGUUUGAAAAAUCAGUCUGACCCUGCUGCACUCGUGUAAUAGUAAAACAAUGUUAUUGACGACUAUCUUUUAAACGCGUAUCCGACGAUGUUACAUAAACCAAUGAAUCGGUUCAUGUAAUUACGAUAUUGAUAUUCUCAAUUCAUAACGCUUCGUUGUGUUUAACCCUUAUCACUUCAACUGGCAGUACAUAAUACUACCACAAGCUUAAGCCAGCAUUGGAGUGAUAAGAGUUAACAUUAUAUACAAUGAAUUACGUGAUAAUUUAUCGCAAUCAAGAGUCAAAUAUAAACAUGAAUUGUAUUAUUUUUCAGAUGAGUACCACUGUCCAAGUGAAUAACCCUAACCCGAACCUGGACAUACCGAUAUUGGCAAUAACAAAGCAUUCGAAUAUAUUUCGCAACAGUUAGAUUUUUAAAAGGUCGGAUGUUUGUGCCUUGAACAUAAUAUCGCAUACAUAUGUGGUCUGUAACACAUUUUAGUCGAGAAAAUGUUGGGAUUGUUGCAGUAUUCCACAGGUUGCGGUAAUCAAUAGAUCGAUGUCUAAUUUAAUUUCCACGUGAAACCCCUCUUCUCAGAGGCCCGGAAGUGUAAAAGAAAUGAACAAAAAAUGUCAAGCUUGAAUGGAAAUCUGCUAAUCAUAAUCUUGGCAUUAUCGAUCUCGAAUUUCUCACAAGCGGAAGACAAAGAUGCGGGGACCAUUGUUUUUGCUAAUAUCCUGUACAGACACGGAGAUAGGACACCUAUAAGACCUUAUCCUAAUGAUCCUUAUAAUAAUGAGAGCCUUUGGCCUGUACCAUAUGGUCAGUUAACUAACCGUGGAAAACAUCAGCAUUUACAGCUUGGUCGUUGGCUUCGCAAACGCUAUUCGCAUCUUCUGAGCAACUUCUAUACUCCAUAUGAUAUCUAUAUUCAAAGCACCGAUGUAGAUCGUACUUUAAUGUCAGCAGAAUCACAUCUUGCUGGUCUUUAUCCGCCAUAUGGCAAUCAAAGAUGGGACAAUAUACAAUGGAUGCCUAUUCCAGUCCAUACUAUUCCUGAAGAUAAGGACUAUGUUCUGGCUGCUAAGAAGUAUUGUCCAAAAUAUGAUUACGAACUGGAAAAAGUCCUUAAUUCUGCUGAAAUGAAGCAUAUAGAUGAAGAGAAUAAAAAUUUAUAUGCAUAUUUAACAGAGAAAACGGGAAACAACAUAUCCUCUCUUCGAACUGUGUUACAACUUUACGACACUUUAUUUAUCGAGAAUAUCUAUAAUAAAACACUACCAGAAUGGACAAAGUCAGUAUUUCCCGAUAAACUGAAACCUAUUGCUGAUAAAAGUUUUACAAUCGAAGCUUACAAUAAGAUUCUUCAAAGAUUAAAAUCAGGAUCUCUAUUGGGAGAGAUGAUAGAUCAUAUGGAGAAGAAGUCGAGAAAUUCACUAAUACCGGAUAGAAAAGUAUGGAUGUACAGUGCCCACGAUGAAACUUUAGCCAACAUGUUGAUGACUUUGAAUUUAUUCGAUCCACACUGUCCACCGUACGGUGCUAUGAUUCUUACAGAAUUAAGAAGAAAUUCGGAAGAUCAGUAUCUUGUAACGGUUUCGUAUAAAAAUUCUAGCGGUAAACCAGUACUUUUAACGAUUCCUGGUUGUACUGCAUUGUGUCCUCUAAAUGAAUUGAUCGUGCUAACUAAAGAUGUUAUACCUCUGAAUUGGGAGAAAGAGUGUGCAAUAGGUCGAGACAAAUUUGGAUACAAUGUGAACACAACUACAAUUAUCGUCACCCUAACGUCUUCUAUAAUGAUGUUAGUUUUAUUAAUUUUAUCUAUAAUUGGUUUGAUUUAUUGGCAUUAUAAACGAGAACAUAAUCAGUAUUACCUUCGAUUAACAACAGAUCCUAUAUAAUAAUCGAUAUAGUAUUGUUCGAACUAAAAGUUUAUUCUCCAAACGGUUUUUUUUUCUAAAUGAAUGGUUAGGAAUGUCAAGCCAAAUGAUAAAUUUUUUUUUACUUCUACAUACAUCGACAAGUAGAGCAAUGGCAAGCUAAAAAAAUGAAUUUGCCACACAUUGUAUCCAGCGUUUCGAAAGACACAAAACAUUUGUACUUUUCUAUUGAUGAACUAUUUUAGUUUACAAGCACGCAAGCAAAGGAAAAGGACGAUUCUGUCGUGAAAAAAGCAAAUGCCCGUAACAUACUACGGUAUUGCAAAAUAAUGAUUGAAAACAAGGUAACUUUUUUUAAGAUGAAUUUUAUAACAAUUUUUAUUAGCCUUACGAAGGAAAACAUGUUAGACUUUUAGAGGUUUUUUGUGAUUACUAAGUGCUAUGUUACUUAAAUUGAUUUUCAAAACUUGUGAGGGAAUGGUCUGUGAUGCAGGAUGAAAUAGUAUACAAAAUAAAGGUGAUAGAAUUGAUAAUUUCGAGCACAAUUUAAUUCUUACGACAUAAUUAUUUUUACGUACUUGUGUGAUAUCAAUAAAAUUUGAAAUUUCUUAACGAAACUUAAGAACUCUGGUCGUUUGUGAUAUUUUGGCGAGUGUCUAGUCAUAAUGUUUUAAAUUACAAUAGCUGACGACAUACGUCGAUCUUCAGCAAGAAAGUGAUAUUCUUAACUAUUAUACUGCUACGCGUUAUUCAAUUAUUGUUUAAACAUGGUUAUGUUGAUGUACAUAUACAUACGUGUAUGUAUGUAUGUGCAAACAGACAAUAUGUAAAAAUGUAAAAAUUUCCAAAUGGACCACCUUAUUAUUACGUGUUUCUCGGUGCUUGGUAUAAUAAUAGACGAACAAAUAUAUAGGAGUAUGACACUCGAAAUAUUUUUAUGACAUUUAAGAGUGAAUAAACAAUAUAUUACAGAGGAAAA